AUGUCUGAAUACGAACAAGUUUUAAGCUAUUGGUCCCCACUGAAGAUCGACCUGUUCCUGCAAGUUCGUGGACUCGAGGCACCAGUUGGACUCACCAGGAAAGAACUGGUCCAAUUUGCAGCAACUAAGAUCGAAGUUCCUAUUAUCAAACCAAAAAUCACUGCUGCUCUUUUGGAGAGCUUGGUCACUGAAGAGCUCAUAGACUACCUGGCAAUCAGAGACUACGUUGUUCUUCCCAAAGGAAGACCUUUAGUUAUGAUUCCUGAAAACAGAUCUCGUGGCACUAGAGAUGCUAUUGUCAAUCAUGCUCUCAAGGACUACCAUGAGUGUUAUCUUCAUGAGACUGACAUAGAGAAAGAAGAGGUUCAAGUGAAGCUUGGUGAAAUUCUUACCAAGACACGUAAGAUCAGCAAGAUAGCCCCUAAGGAUCUGUCUAUGACUCAGUUUACUUAUAGACCAACAGAUAUUGAUUUGAUUUUAGAGGCAUUUGGGGUGAACAAAAAAAAGCACACCAUUGACGAUCCCUUUUUAUUGGCGCAAGAGUCACUGAAUGUGUUUUCAGGAAACGUAUAA
Messenger RNA from Komagataella phaffii GS115, 573 nucleotides. RefSeq lists its product as hypothetical. The transcript has 2 exons. NCBI's taxonomy places the organism in Eukaryota, Fungi, Ascomycota, Pichiomycetes, Pichiales, Pichiaceae. The coding region runs from base 1 to 573 and encodes 190 amino acids. The record is from RefSeq and is a predicted model, not a curated record.